UCUUAUUAACUUAAAAGAUUUGAAACGAAGUAAAGAGUGAGCAAACAACAACUAUACAAAGUCAACUACUAUAUAUAGUGCCAUAGUUCUAUACUCUUGAGUCUGUAGUACUGUUAGAUUUUAGAGAAAAAGAAAUGUUUCUCCAGAAGCUAAUCAAUGGAUUCCUCUUCAUUUACUUUCUUCUCCUCGCGAUUCAAACUCCAUCACUGAAUGCUCAAAUAAUUUUACCUAUUGAGUUCUUUCCUAAAUUUCUUAUCGAUUUAGUUUCAAAAUACAUUCAAGAAAACAAUGAUUAUUUGAUUUCCGAGAAACCUCAUUUCCGUGUUGGACUUGCUUGGGUUGAACUUAUUCUUUAUUGGCCUCUCGCUAUUGCUAAUGUCUAUGGGUUACUCAACAAAAGAUCUUGGGUUAAAAAGACUUGCUUGAUUUAUGGCGUUUCUGCUUCUACUAACUUGGUUGCAAUUUUGUCAGAAUUGAUUGGAUCCGGAAAGGGUUCACCAAAGCUUGUGAGUAAUUUUUAUGGACCUUUCAUGAUUGCUACAGUAAUCUGUAUUUUGAAUGGACUCACUACGACAACAUCUUCAUCAUCUACACGAACACCGAUGCCUAGAAAGAAGAGGGUGUAAUACUUGUUUUGAUCUGGAAUCUGAUGUAUCUCAUCUUAUAUUCUGCGCUUCAAUUUUAGUCUUUGAGAACCUUGUAGUGAUUGACAUGCUAUUACUGUAUCAAUUUAAUUCUGGAAUGAACAAGACAACCGAACAUACCAAAAUGAA
Messenger RNA from Papaver somniferum (opium poppy), 773 nucleotides. RefSeq lists its product as uncharacterized. The transcript has 2 exons. The record is from RefSeq and is a predicted model, not a curated record. NCBI's taxonomy places the organism in Eukaryota, Viridiplantae, Streptophyta, Magnoliopsida, Ranunculales, Papaveraceae. Gene Ontology annotation, cellular component: endoplasmic reticulum. Bases 135 to 626 code for a protein of 163 amino acids.